Messenger RNA from Pelmatolapia mariae (spotted tilapia), 1056 nucleotides. Its product is annotated as chemokine XC receptor 1-like. The coding region runs from base 1 to 1005 and encodes 334 amino acids. The transcript has a single exon. Gene Ontology annotation, molecular function: C-C chemokine binding; C-C chemokine receptor activity. The record is from RefSeq and is a predicted model, not a curated record. Gene Ontology annotation, biological process: G protein-coupled receptor signaling pathway; positive regulation of cytosolic calcium ion concentration; immune response. Lineage: Eukaryota; Metazoa; Chordata; Actinopteri; Cichliformes; Cichlidae. Gene Ontology annotation, cellular component: external side of plasma membrane; membrane.
AUGGCAAACUUCACAUCCACUUAUGAUGUUCAUGCUGCAUACCUUUGCAAUACUAAUGCUCCUGGUAUCACUGGUCCCUUCUACAUCUUGAUCUUCAUCCUCAGUGUCAUAGGCAACAGUCUCCUCUUAUGUGUUCUUUUCAUCUACGAGAACCUGAAAAAUGUCACAAAUAUUUUCAUCCUGAACCUGGCCUGCUCUGAUUUGAUCUUCACCAUCACACUUCCAUUCUGGGCUGUUGAUCAUCUACACCACUGGGUCUUUGAGGACUUUGUCUGCAAAUUUGUGACUGCUGCAUAUCUUGUUGGUUUGUACAGCAGUGUCAUUCUGCUGACUGCCAUGACAGUGGAUCGUUUUAUUGCUGUGGUGCUGCACAAGUUAAAGAUCAACCAUGCUAAAAGGAAAAAGUAUGCAAUUUGUUCCUGUGUAGCUGCCUGGGUCAUCAGCAUCUCAGCGUCCCUGAGUGAUGCUAUGAAAGUAAAGGUUGAAAACUGGGAUGGUUUUAACUAUUGCUAUGAUGAAUCUGAAGACAAGCUUCGACGUUAUCUCCAAGUGUCACUGCUAUUCUUCCUCCCAUUUGCCAUCAUUAUUUUCUGCUAUUCUGCCAUCCUCAAGACAGUUUUGCAAGGUUUAAACAGAAAGAAGUUCAGGACUGUAGCUGUGCUGUUGUGUAUUGUUGCAGCCUUCUUCAUUUGCUGGGGGCCAUACCAUAUUUGGCUUUUAAUCACCUCUUUCUAUAUACCCAAAGAUUGUAAGGCACAGGAAUGGUUGCAUAUCACUUACCACAUUUGUGAAAAACUUACUUAUUCUCAUUGCUGUGUAAACCCUCUGCUGUGUAUGCUCUCACAGAAGUUGCGAAAGCAUCUGUUGAAUCUUUUGCGCUGUGAAAAUGUGUGCAGGAAGAACAGAGAGACAGACACUGGUCAGACUGUAGGUUUCACUGCCCAGAGAUCUGCUGUUCAGUUGGAACUGCACAACUUUCCGUUAAACAGCCACUUGUUAAAUUAAACGUUGAUUCAUUCUGUAAAUACUUUCAUACAAUACAGUUUGCAUUUAUUA